GCUGGCCGAGACCCUGGAGAAGCCGAGCGCAACGUGAACUCAGCCUACCCCGUCCUGCAUGAGCGCUGCCUGCCUCUGUACGCCGCCUUCCUCCGCCACAAGCAGAGUCACGGCACCGACGAGGAGAAGUCGCUGUACGCGGGCAUGGACGUCGUGGGGCUGGUGGAGCGGCUGCUUCGCAAGCGGCCCGCCACCUUCUUCGCGCGCGGCGACCAGUAUCUGCUGCGCGACGGGACCCGCGGCGCCGGCGGCUUCGAGCGCAUCGGGACGCCGCAGGAGGCGCCGCCGCUCUGCCUGCGCGACUACCUCAGCUACGACGAGAUGAAGCUGUCGGCGCUGCUGGCGGUGUCGUCUCGCUCCUUCUUCGUCAACGACGGCAGCCGCCACAACAAGGGCGUGCCGGGGGCGCCGGGGACCUUCGCGGAGAGCGGCGUGAUCGUGGGCAUGGUGGGCGCCAGGCUCAAGAGGAAGGGCGUCAUGGAGUGGCAGGACUGCCUCGUCACGCCCGAGCAGAACACGGAGGCCAAAGGCAACGGCGGGCGGGCGGCGCCGUCGCAGCUGCAGGCUCUGUGGGCGCGCAUGUGGGGGCAGGCGCUACCGACGUGGAAGGACGCGGGCGCGCAAGCCGAGGGCUUCUUCCGCGUCAGCAAGAACAUGUUCCUGAACGUGGGCGUGUACAAGGCGCGGAUGCGUCUGACGGCGGAGGUGCUCCUUCAAGGCCUACGUGCACGUGGUGGGCCUCGGGCUGGGCGUGUGGCGCGCCUCUAAGGACCAGGACGCCAUGUUCGUGGACGCGUGGGGGGAGGCGCUGCAGGCGGCGCCGAGCACGGCGCGGGUGGCGCACGUGGACUUCAGCUGGAUCGGCGCCGAUUCGUGCCUGGGCGUGCGCGACGGCCAGCAGUUCCCGGGCACGGACGUCACCAUCCACUUCUCGCGCCGCGCCUUGCACGACCCCGUGCCGGCGGGCACGACCCUGGUGGUGAGCUACGCGUGGGACGGCAACUCGCUGCCCGGCAACGAGUUCUGGGUCGGCAAGCUGAGCAGCACGGGCGACGGCGCCGCCGCCUGCUCCUCGCAGGUGGCCGAGCUCCACAACGCGCACAUCAACGCCAACGUCAGCGGCGCCAACCUGCACGUGGCGGGGCCCUGGGGCGUCGCGCACGUGGCGGAGUACGCGCGGCAGGCCCUCGGCCGCACCGCCAAGAAAGCCAGGCGCUAGAGGGCCCCGGAGGGCGGCCGAGGUCUCGGACCAUUUUCGUUUGAGAGAUUCAGUUCAGCUUCCAUCUAUAUCGAUAUCUCCACGUCAGUGCAGUGCAAUCAUGAGAUAGAGUGCACUUACGUGAACAAAUCUUUGGACGCGCACACCUUCAUGUGACCUUUUACGGAGUUUUUAUAGAGUGUUAGACACAACUUUGUUACUCUUGUAAUAAUCAUAAAUAAACUUGUUACUCUUGCUU
Messenger RNA from Penaeus monodon (black tiger shrimp), 1457 nucleotides. RefSeq lists its product as uncharacterized. The record is from RefSeq and is a predicted model, not a curated record. NCBI's taxonomy places the organism in Eukaryota, Metazoa, Arthropoda, Malacostraca, Decapoda, Penaeidae.